CCCUAGCCCUUCUAAACCCCACUUCAGAACUGAAAGCAAACCCGAAACCACUCAUGUCGAAUCGACGGUGCCUCCAGCUCCUCACCCGCCGCCUCUCCGCCCUAUUCUCAGCCAACCCUCCACUCCACACUCUCUCCACCCCACCUCCCCUCUCUACCCAUGAGCCCCUCAAAUCCCUCAUCUCCCAAUCCCCACUCGCUUUCAGCCCCAAUUGGUCCCACCGGACCCGCCAUUUCUCGUCGGACCGCAACGACGGCGUAGACGGCGACACCGAAGAAGACGGCGACGAUUCAGACGGCGACGAAAUUGGAUACAGCAGUGACGAAAAUGCGAGCUUAUCGAAAGGCGGAGGGUCGAAAAGGGAGUACACGGCGGAGGAGAUGGCGGAGGAGGCGGCGGGUAUUGGGUACAAAGUAGUUGGGCCGCUUGAGACUACUGAUGGGGUUUUCAAGCCCUAUGAGCCCGUUUUCGCUGUCGUUCAGAUCGGUUCGCAUCAGUUUAAAGUUAGUAAUGGGGACUCUAUCUUCACUGAGAGAUUGAAGUUCUGCGAGGUUAAUGAUAAGUUGAUAUUGAACAAGGUUCUCUUGGUCGGCACUAGUAGUCAGACAAUGAUCGGCAGGCCAAUAGUUCCAGAUGCCACAGUGCAUGCAGUCAUUGAAGAGCAUGCAUUAGAUGCAAAGGUUCUUAUUUUUAAGAAAAAGAGGAGAAAAAAUUACCGUCGAUGCAAAGGUCAUCGCCAGGAAUUAACCAAGCUGAGGAUCAUUGAUAUUCAAGGGAUUCAGAAGCCAGAACCUGUAGUCACUGAAAAACCUUCUAAAACACCUGGUAAAAAGUCAGGUAAGGUUGCAGUUGCUGCGUAGGAGAAUUGUAUGAUGCAGUUGUUUGUCAGUAAUAAUGGCAAUCUAAUCAUGGUCUUGUGCCUAAAAGUGAGCAUGAUGAGAUUCUUGAAUUGCUCCAGGUACAUCUUGGGAUGUCAUAUGAAAUAGAAAGUCUACAAUGGAGCCAGAUAGAUGUAGGAUUGGUGACAUAGAUUUUGCCUAUUUGUUUUUUCUGUAGUUUGUAGUGCAAAUUUGCAAACUAUGAAACCUUGACCUGAAUGAAUCACUUUUGUUCCUGAAUAGAUGA
Messenger RNA from Argentina anserina (silverweed cinquefoil), 1125 nucleotides. Its product is annotated as 50S ribosomal protein L21, mitochondrial. NCBI's taxonomy places the organism in Eukaryota, Viridiplantae, Streptophyta, Magnoliopsida, Rosales, Rosaceae. The transcript is spliced from 5 exons. Gene Ontology annotation, biological process: translation. Gene Ontology annotation, cellular component: ribosome. The record is from RefSeq and is a predicted model, not a curated record. Bases 54 to 860 code for a protein of 268 amino acids. Gene Ontology annotation, molecular function: RNA binding; structural constituent of ribosome.